AUGUAUAGAGGACUAAAAUGUAUUUUGACUUUUAUCUAUUCACCAAUAUUAUUGACGCUAAGUCAAGAAUACGGGGAACAGAAUCCGCCAACAACAGAAGAGUCGGAAGAAUUGACUGACCCCGUACACCCUGACUUAGAUGCAUUUCUCGACGUAGAUGGAGUGUACGGCUUGUAUACAACACAAAAUUUCGAAUAUGUCAACUGGCAACAUUACUAUGAAGAUGAACCAUAUUUUCUAAAAGAGGACUACUAUCAUGUCGUUCUGAUAGACGCGAGAUGCAGUGCUGAUCACGUCAAAUGUCUCUCAAAUUUGGAGAUGCCUAUACCAGUCUGUGCAUACUUUUGGAAGACUCAGGUCGAGUAUCAUCGUUACAAAGUAUUUGAGUCAUAUUGUCAUGUAUAUUUAGAAAACUGUUUACAUCGUCAUAGACGUUACCGCAUGUUGAAUUACGGUGGCUGUUAUCUAAAUAAUGAUGAAUAUCCUAGCAAAUGGCAAUAUCCUCCUCAUGAGCCUUCACCUUUUGACAUUCCUUACAAUACCUGGGGUUGA
Molecule: messenger RNA, 552 nt
Organism: Arctia plantaginis
Lineage: Eukaryota; Metazoa; Arthropoda; Insecta; Lepidoptera; Erebidae
Source: the annotation of a GenBank genome assembly